AUGCCUUUGAUAGUGUUAGAGAAGUCUGUCAAAGUGCCAGGUGUUAGGCGCAGUCGUCAUAUUUCCCUUGUAACUUCAAAUCUGGUCUGGAUCAGUGACAAUGGUUACAAUCUCAUCUUGACAAACACAGAAGGUGUUAAACUAUAUCAUCUGACUGAUAUAGAUAGUGGUUCUACUGGAGUACAUACAGUGACAAGUGACGGUGAUUUAAUUUAUAUAGACAAUGGGUUAAACAUCAACAAACUGUCUGCAGAGAAAAAAGUAAAAACUACAUUAAUAAAGUAUGCAGCACCAUGGAAACCACGGUGUGUCUAUAGCUCCCCCUCCACUGGAGACCUGCUAGUCGCGAUUUAUAAUACUGAUACAAAGACAGGCCAGGUAAACCGUUACAAUAACACUGGAGAACACAUACAGACCAUACCGCACGACAACACAGGUCAGGGACUGUAUAGUGUACCUACCUACAUCACAGAGAACCGCAAUGGAGAUGUUAUUGUUUCUGAUUAUCACCGUAGUGUUCUAGUGGUGACAGAUCGUGAAGGGAGGCAUCGCUUCUCCUACACAGGACCUCCAUUAAAACCAAAAGAGUCAGGAGUAGAACCACGUGGAAUCUGCACUGACGCGUUGUCACAUAUCCUGGUGUGUGAUGAUAACACUCGAUCAGUACAGAUUAUUGACAAAGAUGGUCACUUCCAGUCACUUACAGAGACAAAACAACACGGGAUAAACGUACCAUGUGGCCUGAGUUAUGACGGCAACACUUCGACACUCUGGGUCGGAUCAGGGAACAACAACACAGUGAACAUUUACAAACUUUCCUAUGGAGGGGAUGAUCUGACUGAUCCAAGCAAUGAUGAUCUAAUCAAAGUUGAUGAGUUAAAAAGGUUUCUCAGGAAGGAGAAGACAACAGUUUCUCAUGCCAGAGGAAUACUUGUUGGAUGUGCUGAAGCUGGAAAAACAACACUACUUAAGCGAUUAAGAGGACAGAGUCAAAAUAUCAGAGAAGAUACAGACUCCACCAGGGGACUUGAAGUCCAUCAACAUCUAUUCCUUGUUAAAGAUGGAGUUUUAGAAGCCCGGAGGACAGGGCUGCUCUAUACAAAUAAGUUAAAAUGUUGGUGUACGGUGAUUGGGUCGGGAGAAGUUAUUCAGCAUUCAAGAAUUUUUUAG
Molecule: messenger RNA, 1170 nt
Organism: Saccostrea cuccullata (small rock oyster)
Lineage: Eukaryota; Metazoa; Mollusca; Bivalvia; Ostreida; Ostreidae
Exons: 4
Coding region: 1-1170 (389 amino acids)
Biological process (GO): protein polyubiquitination; negative regulation of translation; proteasome-mediated ubiquitin-dependent protein catabolic process
Molecular function (GO): ubiquitin protein ligase activity; translation repressor activity
Source: RefSeq, a predicted model, not a curated record